Messenger RNA from Paralichthys olivaceus (Japanese flounder), 4435 nucleotides. RefSeq names its product family with sequence similarity 83 member Gb (gene sack1gb). The record is from RefSeq and is a predicted model, not a curated record. Lineage: Eukaryota; Metazoa; Chordata; Actinopteri; Pleuronectiformes; Paralichthyidae. Gene Ontology annotation, biological process: signal transduction. Gene Ontology annotation, molecular function: protein kinase binding.
CCGCAGGAGGAGACGUUCUAACGGGAGAUAAGUGGAGGAAACCCGCUGUGAACUCGGACCAGGGGGACGGGGAGAUUUCCUCCCACUUUUUCUCUCGUCUUUCGGGGGAACUCAGCCACGUUGGAGCAGCCAACAAAGGAACCGGGGGGGAAGUGACUCGUCAGCGCAGAAGUUUGAGUCACUCGCCGAAUUUCAACACUUCGAAAUGAGGAUCAGCGUCGUUUUCACCCUCGUGUUCUUCGUUGUGCUGACUCACCGGCAGACACACUCGCUCCCCGCCUCCCCGCGCGUCUGCCGGGCCCCGCGGCUGCAGCAGCUGCGCUGAACCGGGUCGAGGCUGCAGGGACCCGGCCCCGGGCUGUCAGGUGAGAGGCGUGGCGCUGGGCGGGGGCGGCUUCCGACGGCACCUGGGUGAUCGAGUGUGUGUGAGCCGAGGAGCACUGAGCAGCAGCCCGGGCCGAGGAACCGAUCCAGCGGGUGGAAGAGAAGAUUUGGUUCCCAGGUCACCGGGACACGGUAAUGACACACGGCGCCUUCUCGAGGUUUGACCCAGCGGACGGACGAGUGGACACCGGGUCAGAGAGGAUCCAGGGUUAACUGCUGACAGACGGUGGGGGGACAGCGGGGGGAAACAUGGCUCUGUCUCAGGUCCAGUGUCUGGACGACCACCACGUCAAUUGGCGGGUGAGUGAGGGCAAACCGGAGUUUUUCUACAGCGAGGACCAGCGGCUGGCUGUGGAGGCGCUGGUCACCAAGGGCCGGGACGCCUUCGUGGACUGCCUCCAGCGGAACUCGGUCCGGGAGUUCCUCUCCGAGCCGGAGCUGGAGAGGAUCGAGCGCACGGCGGAGGCUUACCGGCCCGGGCACGAGCACCAUCCGAAACCAGACACUCCCGGCCCGGGGAACAUCACCCCGGGCUCCGGAGAAGAAGCCGGGGACGGCGAGGUGUCGCUCCAGUACUGGCCGGACCGGUCCGAGGCCUCCGUGGUGGAGCUGGACCUGGGCUGGCCCGAUGCCAUCUCUUACCGCGGGGUGACGCGGGUGACCGUGUACACGCAACCUCCGACCGACGGACACACGCACAUCAAGGAGGUGGUGAGGAAGACCAUUGCGGGCGCGCAGAAGGUAAUAGCCGUGGUGAUGGAUGUGUUUACAGACGUGGAUAUCUUUCGUGACCUGCUUGAUGCUGCAUAUAAACGCAAAGUUCCUGUAUACAUAAUCAUUGACAUGGCUGCAGUCCCCUGCUUUCUUUCCAUGUGUGGCAGAGCUGAUAUGCACCGUGGACAUCUAAAGAAUCUGCGUGUGCGCUGCUGCGGAGGUGUGGAGUUCUUCACCCGGUCGGCACAGAGGGUGCGUGGGUCGCUGAGCCAGAAGUUUCUCCUGGUCGAUGGAGACAGAGCCGUCUCUGGUUCAUACAGCUUCACCUGGUCGUCCUCUCGUUUGGACCGUAACCUCAUCACUGUGAUCACAGGACAGGCGGUGGAGACGUUGGACCUACAGUUUCGUGACCUUUACCUCAUGUCCAGAGGGGUGUCUCUUAGCAAGGUUCCCAUGGUGGACGAACCAGUCCCCGACCCGCUGCCCCAGGCGGCUCCUACUCCUGUGUCAGCUGCUAUUGCUAGGAAGCUCAUCAAUCCCAAAUACUCCCUGGUUACCACGGGAGCCCACAGUCCAGCCCCCUCUGACCAGAAUUCCAACCCUCAAAACCCCACAGGGCUAAAAAUAAUGACAGGGCGUCCUAAGAAAGUAAUGGAAGAACCGCCCCUACACCCAGGAUUAGCCUAUCUGGAGAAAGCAUACCUGAUUCCUUACCUGCCCACCUGGCCAGAGCCUGACCCACCAAGCGACGUGAUAGGCUUUAUCAAUAUCAGGGAUGAAAAGCGGGCCAAUCAGGUUCACCUACAGAGGUCAGAGAGGUUUGAGGUCAGCCAGGCUAUACGCUUCAAAGCACCGCUGACGCUGCCACCCAAGUCUGAGGAACCUGCACCGGGUCAUGAUGCAAACAUGGCAGAAGGAACCAAAAAGCCCUCUGGGAAUACAAGUCCAGAAGCCACUUCUCCUGUGACCACAACCAGCAAACAGGUCAAAGAGAAAACAAAUGCUUCUCAGAACCAAGCCCAAACCGAUACAACAGAUUCCAGUGUGGCCCCUCAGCAGCCCCGCACACAGGACAAACACAACCUAAAUCAACACACUGCUGAAUCACCAUCUGGUAUCACUGCUGAUCCACAAACAACACAUGACGCUAAACAAACUCCAGACACACAAACCCCAGCACCUCCUGUUCCUAAACGCCGCACACUGCAGCUGGUCCUUGACCCAACCCCUUCAGACCAGCCCGGCCAACCGCAGGUGACUCUCGUUAAAAUGGACCAACUGGAAAGUCAAGAUGACUCUUUGAGCGAACAGAGAACCCAGCCGCAGCUGACGUUAGGCCGUGGCCGCAUGACAUCUAAGGACAACGACAGGGACUCCGGCAGCAAUGACGAGGGCAGCCAAGACAGCACCAAGGUCAUCUGUGACCGAGCGGCCAACGAUGAUCCUUCAAGUGCCUCCACUGUGUCGGAGGAGGAGUUUUACGAUAUCCAGCAGGAGCCAAUUGACCCACUGACGAGCAGAACUUCCACAGGUUCAGGUCGCGGACAUCGGUACGGAGAUGGGGUCAACAUGAUGGCCCGCCUCUCCCAGAGUAUGCUGGACCUUCGAGAGCCCAGCCAAUCAGAGGACAGCGCUGCCCUCAUCCGCCAGUCCCAGCAGCUCCGCAGACAUGGUCACCCCUCACCACACAGGCACAUUGGAGAAUUGUUCCAGACCUCUAGAUCUCCAGGUAGAGAUGCACGACUGCGAGGCAACAAAGUCGUCAUCGCCAAACCGGGAAGUUACCACCGCCCUACCCGAGCAGCUGGCCCUGUGAUAGGAGGACACCAAUACUGGAAGGGUCAAGGGCUGCAAACCAGUUCGACCCGGCCGCACGCAGAGAUUCGGUCCAGCCGGUCGCCACGACGCCACAGCCCGGGUUACAGGAAGACGGACAACACCUCGGCACAGCAGCCAACCAGCCCAUCAGGGCUACUUGGAGUUUCUUUCUCAAAACUGACCAAUUUUAGACACUUGAGGGCACGAGGAGGAGGGUCGCAGAAGAAAGCGACUCAUAAUAAACAGGCUGCUAGCUAGAACAGAGGACCUGUGGACGCACGGACGUUUGUUUAUAAAGACUUCCUGCUACGAAACUGGUGACUGUUCACUGUGGAAUCCUUUCUAUCUCAGGCAUGCAUGUCACUUCCUGUUUUAAACCCUAAGGCUCAGCUUACACCAACUAUUUAAUUAUGAAGUGAUAUGAAUCUGAUAUGAUGAUGUGUUGUUAGAGGCUUUGUCUGUAAAUGAAUUGUUUGUCCUUCCAAACUUUUUCCUCCUGGUUAAAGUUUCAGACUGGAUGCUUUCAGUAGCGUUACUGAUCUGAGAGCAACACUUUUUAUCUUGCAUCUGUCAUAAUUAGUAAACAAGUGAUUCAGUCAUCUUGUUUCUAAGCCCCUGUUCAGACCUGAUAUAAACGUCUGUCCUGAGAGAUCCAAUCACAAUGAGACAGUGUUGAGUCCAUUGUGAUUUGACUUCCCUGCUCUAUAUGCAAAUAAUCAUGUAAGUCAUUUGUAUUUGUGAAGACAAAGUGAUGUGUUGUUUUUACACAGUCUGAGUUUAGAGACGUGUCCAAUGUGUGUCUGUGUGUCGGCACGAGCGAGCGGGACGCAGAGACGAGUCAGGAGGGGCUGAGUGAAUCUUGUGCAGCUGCUGUGCAGAAUUAUUUUUAUCAGUUUAAGAAUUAAGAAAAAGAUUGUGAUGUGGCGAUCAGUGUUGAUAUUGUGACGUCAGCUGAGUAUUUGGUUCUUCACAAGUGACGCUUUUGCAUUCCAACAGCAAAAAUGAUGCGUCUCGGACCAGCUCCCAAUAUGGUCCGAGCGAUCGGAUCUCAGGACACGUUACAGUGCGUCCGGGCCUGGACUCCGAUCUUUCAGGUCAGAUGUUGAUGCCAGGUCUGAACACAGUUUAAGAUUGAACAGAAGCAGAGGUAUUUAGUAGUUGAUAAACAACAACAUACUAGAUUUGAUCAAAUAAAGCACUUCAGUCUUGUAAUGAAUCCUUUGAACACUUCCAGUUUAAAUCAGCUUCUGUUUUUUAGAAUUUCAUUCCGUAAUAUUUUUCUAUAUUAAACACACACAGAUGUGACAAUCAGCUGAAGAUGUUUUCCCGCUGAUAUACGCGUCAGGCUCUGGGUGUUGAUACCACUGUGGUAACUGAUGGUGCGAGGGUUAAGCCACCGUGUUGCUUGCUUUGCGGGUGAGGCAGAUGUUGUUGAUUACAGAUGUGGAGACCAGGUGUAUUCGAUGUUUAACACUGAUGUGACUAAAAGUGAAUGUUGUAAAUAAAAAGUCAGACUGUU